Messenger RNA from Rubroshorea leprosula, 831 nucleotides. NCBI's taxonomy places the organism in Eukaryota, Viridiplantae, Streptophyta, Magnoliopsida, Malvales, Dipterocarpaceae. The record is from the annotation of a GenBank genome assembly.
GCUACACAUCUUUCAGCUCAUGCUCAACCUCUGCCCCUCGUGUUCAAGUUCUACACUUCGUGCUUGGCCUCUUCAGCUCAUGGCUGACCUCGACAGUAAGUGUUUGAGCUUUGCAGCUCGUGCUCAAGUUCUGCACUUCAUGCUCGACCUCAGCAGUCUCGUAGUUGACCUCGGCAGCUCUUGUUUGAGCUCUGCAAUUUGUGCUCGACCUCUGAAGCUCGUGGCUGACCUUGGCUGUAAGUGUUUGAACUCUGCAGCUCGUGCUCAAGUUCUGCACUUCGUGCUCGACCUUUGCAGCUCAUGCAUCCUGCACCUCAGACUUGUGCAUUUCCCAACUCGUGAUUCAGCAAUUAUCAUCUCAGACUUUUACAGUUCGCAGUUCGUACUCAAGCAAGAUGCUUGCAGCUCGUGCUCCAGCAUUUCGCAGCUCAUGCUCAAGCAAGAUGCUUGCAGCUCCUCAUUGUCGAGCUUGAUUGGUUUGCUGAGAAAGGCUAAAUGGUGUUGGACUACCUUGCUUCUACCGAGCUGGUGCAUUGCUUUGAGCUUUGCCGCUGCCGAGCUGGACUGCUUUGUUGCUGCUGAGCUGGACCGUUUGGUUGCUGCCGAGCUGGGCUACUCUGCUGCUGCCAUCAAGCUUGAGCUCAUAUUCUCACUGAGGACGCCACGUUUGUGAGAAAUUUGGUUUUUUUUUUUUUUUGAACUUUCAUGGUCCCGUGCUCUUCUUUUUUUUUUUUUUCUCUUUUUGUGGAUCCCACUAAGUUACCUUAAGCUUGUGUUUUGCCGACAUUUUUUUGCUUCUUGAACACUCAUGGCUGACAUUGUACUAUGCCU